This is a messenger RNA of Rhincodon typus (whale shark), 780 nucleotides long. Its product is annotated as E3 ubiquitin-protein ligase HERC2-like. Lineage: Eukaryota; Metazoa; Chordata; Chondrichthyes; Orectolobiformes; Rhincodontidae. The transcript is spliced from 5 exons. Bases 92 to 607 code for a protein of 171 amino acids. The record is from RefSeq and is a predicted model, not a curated record.
GGAUUCAGAAAACCAGGCAAAGUCAACUGGGCCAGAGCCGCAGCACCUAGAUGAAUUCACAAGUCUACUUGUACCAGAUGACACUCGAGUAAUGGUUGAUUUGUUGAAGUUGGCUGUGUCGACCCGUGCUGGUGAAAAGGGCAAAGAUGUUUUGUCCGCUGUGCUUUCAGCCAUGGGCACUGCCUACCCUCAGGUGGCUGACAUGUUGUUGGAACUAUGUGUGACUGAGUUAGAAGAUGUGGCCUCUGAUUCUCAAAGUGGGCGCCAUUCUCCUCAGCCAGUGAUAGUGGAAAGCAGUCACCCAUACACUGAUGACACAUCUACCAGUGGGACAGUGAAAAUACCAGGUGCUGAAGGUCUUCGAGUAGAGUUUGACCGGCAGUGCUCCACAGAGCGUCGUCAUGACCCGUUAACCAUAAUGGAUGGUGCCAACAGGAUAGUGUCUGUUCGAUCAGGUCGAGAGUGGUCUGACUGGUCUAGUGAACUGAGAAUUCCUGGUGAUGAGCUAAAGUGGAAGUUUACCAGUGAUGGUUCUGUGAAUGGCUGGGGAUGGCGAUUUACAGUAUAUCCUAUUAUGCCUGCUGCAGAAUGCUUUUACAGCAAUUGAAUGCCAGUGAUAUGUUUUGAGAGGUUCAAGUAUUCAGAUGCAGAAAGAUUACAGCAUGGAAGGAAGCCAUUUACCCAUCAUGCCUCUGAUGGUUGAAAGAGCUAUUGAAAUGAAAGCAAAAUACGCAAAUGCUGGAAAUCUGAAACUGAAUGCUGGUGAAACCCAGCAGAGCC